Prorocentrum cordatum is the source of this 1782-nucleotide messenger RNA. NCBI's taxonomy places the organism in Eukaryota, Dinophyceae, Prorocentrales, Prorocentraceae. The record is from the annotation of a GenBank genome assembly.
AUGAUUGAGGCGCAGGUCCGACUGGCGGCGCAGUACAUCAUGAAGCCCUUGAUCGAGCUCGCUACCCACGGCAACCACAUAGAGGUCAAAGACAUCCUGGACAAGCUCGCCACAUCUGUUCUUGAGGUCAAGGAGAACUGCGCCCAGGGCCUCGUGCAGGCGGCGAUUGACAUUGCCAUCUGUUUUCGGGGAGUCGCACACGUCUUGGAUAUCGCGGACGUGGAGAACGCCACGGACUUCAAGGACCUGGUCUCGGGGGGGCCCAGUGAGCAGUCGACUUCGUCGAUGCGCGCGGAGACCUUGAAGCUGAUGUCGUCGUCCGAGUUCGUGAGGCCGCUGUUCGCCGACGCGUCCAAGAAGACGGAUACGCACACCGACACUUUGGAGGCCAUGCAGGAGACGGUCGAGGAGUUCCACGCGGCUGGUGACGAGGUAGCUCGCCAGUGCUGCGUCGCCAAGGCAGUGGGUUUGCUCGGCACCUGGCGCAGGGACGCCAGGACAGGUUGCGACGCCAUCGUCACGGAGCCGAUGUCGCACUUCGUCCAGGAGUUCGCAGUGAAGAUCCAGUCCUUCGACUUCCUCGGGUCGGAGGACGACGCGGUGAUCGUGGUGCAGAAGGCGAAGGGCGCGGUUGACAUCCUUGAGCAGGUGAUCAAGGUUGGCAAGUUCCCGCAGCGCACGCCUGACUGGGAGCUCGCGCUGACGAAGGCGAAGGAAUGUCAACCCCUGCUGUCUUCAAGAGUGUCGGUGGCCUCCUUGGAACCCGCGUUCGGCGCCAGCACUGCCCGAGACGUCCUGACCGACCCUUUGAAGCGCUCCCAGCUCAAUGAUCUCCUAACGACCGCGUCGGCCACCACAGAUGCUGACAGGCUUCGCACGCUGGACAGCAAGGUGCGCUCAGUCUUGGCUUUGACGGCGCAGGGCCUCAUCGAUAGCCUGGGCGAGACUGACAAUGCCGACCUCAUCGCGGAUGUGACCCCCGCGCUGACUUUGCUCACCCGAUGCACCUCCGAGAAGGGCGAGGCCUUCGGCAAUGCGGUCACCCAGCUCCUGACUGCCGCCUCGCAGGUGCGCCCGAAGGUUGCCUGCUGCCUCGUCGAGGAUACCAGCGGCAAGAAGUCCGUCAACAUGAAGCUCCUCGAGGAGGUCCACUCUGGGCGCAAGCUCAUCGAUAAGCUGAGGCAGGACGUCGGGGACGGCCACGCGCUGAAGUUCGAGACCCUCGACGGCUUCACCCGCUCCAUGACGGCGGUCGUGGAGGAGGGGAUCCAGCUGCAUUUCGCCACGUUGCGCGCGGAGUUCGGCUCCAUCGCCGACUCGCCCUACGAGCCGAAGGGGAAGGAGAAGACCUCUUUCCGCCAGGUCGCUGGCGGACGCGUGGACGGCGCCGAGGGCACGUGGUCGGACAAGCUCACCGCCAAAGACGGCAUGAAGAAGCUGCGCUCCACCCUGACCAACACGCUGGCCAAGAUCGCGCCGACGGCGUUUGCCUUGGCGAAUGGGAAGCUCCAGGUUCAGGCUUUCGCCGAGAAGUUCGGCGUGGCCUCCGGAGACAUCGGCUGGUACGGCGCCUCGAAGGAGCUCGCCGAUCUCUCGAUGCUCACCGCCCGCGAGAUCAAAAUCACUUCGAUCUUGGUGGCGGUCACGGACCGCGGCCAGCUGAAAAUCAAGAUCCAGGGCCAGCGUGAGAAGGCAAAGCAGGAGGGAACCAUGGACCGCAUCAGCCCUUGCGUGCUCGGUAUCAUGCGCUGUGCCGAGGAGGGGCGCGCUCUGCGCGAUUAG